Numida meleagris (helmeted guineafowl) is the source of this 8781-nucleotide messenger RNA. It is a transcript of the gene TRAK1, whose product is annotated as trafficking kinesin protein 1. Gene Ontology annotation, molecular function: GABA receptor binding. The record is from RefSeq and is a predicted model, not a curated record. Lineage: Eukaryota; Metazoa; Chordata; Aves; Galliformes; Numididae. The coding region runs from base 569 to 2578 and encodes 669 amino acids. Gene Ontology annotation, biological process: endosome to lysosome transport; anterograde axonal transport of mitochondrion; neurogenesis. Gene Ontology annotation, cellular component: dendrite. The transcript has 13 exons.
CUCAAGUAGAGGAGAGACACGCGUGCCCUUGGAUAUGCACCGGGGUGCUGCAUGUGGGCUUGAGGUGCUUCGUUUCCCGUAACGUAUAGUCAAGGUGACCAUGGAAAAGAAGGUAUUUUAACAGCCAGACACUGGGCAGGCUGUGGUGUGGGCAGAUGGCCACCACUGCCUGAGAGGGCCAGGGCUGAAGAGAUGGCAGUGCCAGGGCUGUUGGGGAGGGGCUGUCAACACGCUCAUGGCUGUGUCUGAAGCACGCUGACAGCACCCCUGAGUACAAACUGCCCGCCCUCCGGGCUGGUAUGAGGAACAACCUCAAUCUCACGGUAAUUAUUAGACAGAUGGUCUCGUCACUCCUCCACCCUGUCUGUACCAGGUAAAGCUGCUGUGUGGAGGGCACACGCAGUCACUCAGGAGCUCCCUGGCUGAGCAUGUGAGUGAAGAAAGAUGGUACUCUGCUCUGUGGAGCCCUGCCACUGCUCUCCCCAGGGGUACCGCCGUGGGGGGAAUGACAUCCUGUCGCCUGUCAGACUGAGGCGCUGCACUGCAUCUAUCUGGGACAGCUUCGGCAAUGUCAGGAAACGAAGAGGAAAGCUUUGAAUAUGAGUAUGAGGAGGAAAACGAGAGGGAAAGCGCAUUUAACAGGCAGAACCUUGAGAUCUUGGAAGAAGUUUUAUGUGCUGAAAGAGUGGGCCAGAUGACUAAAACAUACAAUGACAUAGAUGCUGUUACACGUCUGCUUGAAGAGAAAGAACGGGACUUAGAAUUAGCUGCUCGGAUUGGCCAGUCGCUCUUAAAGAAGAACAAAUCACUGACAGAAAGAAAUGAGUUCCUUGAGGAGCAAGUAGAACACAUCAGGGAGGAGGUUUCUCAGUUACGGCAUGAGCUUUCUAUGAAAGAUGAGCUGCUCCAGUUCUAUACCAGUGCUGCUGAAGAAAGUGAGCCAGAGUCCAUCUGUUCCACCCCGCUGAAGAGGAACGAAUCUUCCUCCUCUGUCCAGAACUACUUUCACUUGGAUUCUCUUCAGAAGAAACUCAAGGACCUUGAAGAAGAGAAUGUUGUGCUUAGAUCUGAGGCCUGUCAGCUGAAGACUGAAACAAUUACUUAUGAAGAGAAAGAACAACAGCUUGUCAAUGACUGCGUAAAAGAGCUAAGGGAUGCAAACAUACAGAUUGCCAAUAUCUCCGAGGAGUUAGCAAAGAAAACUGAAGAUGCUGCCCGGCAGCAGGAAGAAAUCACCCAUCUUCUCUCUCAGAUUGUCGAUCUGCAGAAAAAGGCAAAAGCUUGUGCAGUUGAAAAUGAAGAACUUGUUCAGCAUUUGGGAGCAGCUAAAGAUGCCCAGAGGCAGCUCACAGCAGAGUUGCGUGAGCUGGAAGACAAGUAUGCAGAGUGCAUGGAAAUGCUUCAUGAGGCUCAAGAAGAGCUGAAAAACCUUAGGAACAAGACUAUGCCAAAUGCUAUUUCACGUCGGUACCACUCCCUUGGCCUCUUCCCUAUGGAUUCUUUGGCAGCAGAGAUAGAAGGGUCAAUGAGGAAGGAGCUGCAUCUAGAUGAACCUGAUUCUCCUGACUUGGCUCAUCAGAAGCGGGUCUUCGAAACAGUGAGAAAUGUUAACCAAGUUGUCAAGCAAAGAUCCAUGACUCCAUCGCCAAUGAAUAUCCCAGGCUCCAACCAGUCUUCUGCGAUGAACUCACUCAUUUCCAGCUGUGUCAGCACUCCACGUUCCAGUUUCUAUGGGGGAGACAUCUCUAACAUUGUGAUAGACAACAAGACCAACAGCAUCAUCCUAGAGACAGACUCUGAGAAUGGGAAUGAAGACAGAAUGAAGAAGCCUGGAACUCCGGGGACACCAGGCUCCAGUGACCUAGAGACUGCCCUUCGCAGGCUGUCCCUUAGGCGGGAGAAUUACCUGUCAGAGCGGAAGUUCUUUGAAGAAGAGCAGGAAAGGAAGUUGCGGGAACUGGCAGAAAAAGGCGAACUCCGCAGUGGUUCCGUUACUCCCACAGAAAGCAUCAUGUCUCUGGGAACUCACUCCAGAUUUUCAGAAUUCACUGGAUAUUCAGGAAUGUCUAUCAGCAGUCGCUCCUACCUACCAGAAAAGCUUCAGAUUGUGAAACCACUAGAAGGUUCUGCCACUUUGCACCACUGGCAGCAGCUGGCUCAGCCUCACUUGGGUGGGAUCCUGGACCCGAGGCCCGGGGUUGUCACUAAGGGCUUCAGGACCCUGGACCUCGACCUGGAUGAAGUGUACUGCCUUAAUGACUAUGAGGAAGAUGAGACAGGUGACAUUUCUUACAAGGGCCUAACUACCUCGACGCCAGUUCAGCACACAGAGACCUCAGGUGAGAGGUCACAAGCACAAGUGACUGUUUCAGACAACAAGAGUAACCCCCGCCAAUCUCAGGCUUUCACAGAGGAGAUGCAGGAGUCCACGGCUGACGAUGAUGAGGGGUCUGGUGAGGGAAACUCAUUAAGUCCAGUAAAACUGACAUCUUUACAGGAUUUUGAUUACUGGGCCAUUCUCACAUCUCUCCAGAACAGCAUCCAUAAUAUCGCUUUGUGUGUAGCAUCUGCACGGUAAUGUGUGCAGUAGUUAGAACAUAACCAUUCUAACAUUGGCUCAAAAAUCCUUUCUUUAAUAAUCUUUUAGUUUGACUUCUUUUCAGUAACAGAAUCUCCGGUCAAUAUUUUACUUUUUGAUAAGAGAAGGCUGCUAAAAGAAAAUUAUUUAUUCACAAACCUAUGUGUGGCAUGUGUGGGAUUUGUAUGUGUAUUGAGUGCACUCUCUCACUUCAGUGUGUUUAAUGUAUUGACCAUAUAUAUUUUGUAUGCUUACAGCGUAGUUAUUUUCCUAAUUGUUCAUAGAAGGUGAUUCCAUACUUUAGAUUUUAUACUUCGGAGGGGGGGAAGAUGAAAUGUUGACAAAAGGUGCAUCUGAGUUGCCUUUGCUGAAACAAAUGGAAGUGCCUUAAAAUCAAGCAAGGAAAUUCUGCAUGUUUAAUUCAUUUACCUCAGAUACAGGUAUCUGGCCUUAAAUUUUCUUUGGGAUAAAACUCAAAUUGAGAUUAAAUAAUUAAGAGGAUGUUUUGGUGCCAAAAACAAUGGUGUUUUCCUCAUUUCCUGUCCACCACACUAUUCUUAACUUCUAUCCUUCAUAUUUAUACUAUAUAAAGACUUAUUUUGAAAUGAUUCAGUACUAUAUGGAUUAUUAGGUACUCUGAACUGACGUUUUCGGUCCAUUAUUGUAUGAAAUUACAAGUUCUCAGAAUAUAGAUGUAUUUUGAGUUUGCCUGAUUUCUUUCUCUGUUGAUUUUGUUUGCUUGGUUUUGUUUUAAUAAGCUUUAUAGGAUUGCUAGCUCUUUAAGAUUUGCCACUGGGUAAAGAACUGUAGUUAGUCCUGAAAUAGAAAAUUGCCAGAACUCCCUUCAGACUUGUUUUUACAUAACUAUUUUAAAUAAGGAUGCUUCCUUCACCCUCUCUUUUUCUGGAAUAAAUUGUAACUUAUUAUUUGACUGAUCUUUGAAAGAUCAGAUCAUUUCUCAGGGCUAGACAGUAAUAUUUCUCUGCUCUCUUUGUGAAGAGCAGAGUAUCCUUUGCUCUCAUUAAAGGGGCAGUUCAGUGCUGUCAACCACUGAAAAUAAGCUACUUUCAGUCAGUUGUGAUAAGACUAAACUUCAUGCAAACCCUUCAACUUCCCUUUCCAUUUGCAAAAAUUGACUUUAUUCUAUGAAGUUGUUCAGGAAUAACAAUGAUCUUAAAUUUUUAUAUUAAUAUGGAAAUAAAUAGUGCCUCCGCAGAUGUGUACAGUUUUGUCCAGGUAUUUACCAUUUGAACAGUCUAAAUAAUAACAGCAGGAAAAUCAUAAGUUCUAGGAAACGUGGACUGAAAUAAAUGACUUUUGGUCUACUGAAGAAAAUAUUCAAGAAAAGAUAUAAUUUAUUUUAAAAUGCGUUGCUGCAAGGAGGGAGGGAACAAGUUGUUUUUAAUGCACUCAAGAUAAAAUAGUAGUGCAAAGAUCUAUUUGAGUUACACUUUGGGCAAAGAAUCUUCCAAUUACAAGAACAGUCAACACAGAAACUUGUCAAAAGUUGUGAAACCCUAUUGUCAUGGGCUAUAUAUAGAGAGGGUAUAAAUACAGCUUUUUAUUCUUUUAAGAACAGAUCAGAAAAACAUCUGUGGCUAAGGAUUUGGAAAAGUUGUUUGUUUGGAGUACAAAUAUAAAUUUAGGCCUGUGUUAUGGUUACAAAUUGGCAGAAAAAGACUUGUAACUGAGAAAGGAAAUGGAGAUAAAUACAAUUUCAAUACCAGUCACUGUAGAACAGGCUAUUCCCUAGCGACUGCUGAUUUUUCCUGGAAAACUUUAAUUAUCUCAGAUGAGGCUUUUAGCAUAUUCCCUACAUUAUAAAUUAGCGAGUAAAUAAAGUCUUUGAAGUUGUCCUCGUAAUCUUAUUUGGAUUGUUUGCUGAGUAAUUUUGAUGCAUUACAGAAAUUGGUCAAAAUGAUUAACUUUUGUCUAGAACAAACAAAUUGGCUGAGAACUUAUUUCCCUUUUGUUUUCCUUCCUCCAAAUUGCCCAGUUCCUUAGGAUUUAAGAGUAUCCAUAAGCUACCACGUUACCUAUUUCAUCGCUCAGAAGUAAGUAAAGUAAAGAUACUGCUGUGUCUGCUUUUUGUUGAAGCAACUUGUCAGGUGGUAUACAAGAUACAGUGGAUGUUUUGAGAGUAGGCACUUAUUAAUGUGGCAGUGCUUUUCUGAAUCCUCAGUCUGUCCACUGAAGAAGAAUUUGUGGAAGCAGACAGAUAUAUUCCUAGCUUAUGACUUUAUUUUGUAUUUUAAUAUUGAGCAGGCACUCUCUUGAAAAGCCUCCUCGGCAUUUUUUGUGCCUAUCCUAAGUUUCUUAAGAAUUGCAGUGCAGGCAAGGGUGUGUAUGAAUGUGCAGUACCCCAGAGGGCUGUCAUAGCCACUAGUUAGCACCUCAUUGCUUGCCUGAUUCCAGGAGCUGUUCUAGACUGUAGUGUACAGAAUAAAUUUUGCUAGGGAAUGUGGAAGUAAAGCAAAACAAAAUGGGAAUGAGGUAAAUUUGUUGGAUACAAUGCUUGAUUGCUUAUGAGACAAGAUAGAUCUGUUGUGGAAAAAUCAGAUUUAAGUGAUUCGUGGAAGGCAGAAAGAAAUCUCUCUACAGAUGCCAUUGGAAGACCACAGAGUGUGUCAGUCCAGAGCUACAGCUCUUCUAACCUGGAAACAAAAUAUCUUUGGAAACAAAGUGCCUAUCCGGACCACUCCUGGCAGAUGUAAGUCAUCUUAGCCUUUUGGGUAGGCAUCUGCACUGAUUGCGAGUAUGCUGUGAGGGUUAUAUCUUACCCUUUUAUUUUCUCUGGUAGAGUACUGUGAGGUCCUGUUCUUCCUUCGAUGUUGUUGGUGUGUAGAGAGCUGCUCUGGGUAAAUUUGAGAUGAGCUGAAAGCAAAGUCCAGUGUCCAGAGAGCAGAAAUUCCUGGUAGUGCCAAAGAUGUCUUGCAGCCAAAGUAAAUGUAUUCAGAACAAAAUAUCAGUUGCAUCUUGUUGAGUGAUAGUCAGAAAUCAUUGUGACUAAAUAAGAAAAAGUUACAAAAGUUACAAUCCUUUUUUUCCCAGUGUUGAGAAAUUUAGUAUUAAUUGACACAUCAAAUAACUUCCUUACCACCAUAUACAGAUUGUAUCCUAAUGAUGGCACUAAACAUUUCAGAAGAAAUUAAUAUGCCUGCAGUUUAUGAUCUGUAUUUGGUCUGUUGGAACUACGUAUUUUGUGUGGGCUCUGUAACUUGACAGAAGAUUGAUCAUAAAUUCCUGAAUUGCAGAUUUAGCUAAUACCCAGAAAUAGUUUGAGAUUUGUGUACAACUUGAACAGAGACUCUUCAGCAUUUUUGGAAUGGUAAAGAAGUUAUAGGACAGGGCUAUGGUAACGCCAUCUAGGAGGAUUAACUUCUUCAGUGCAAAUUUUUAUUAGCCUCAGCAUAUUUCUUAUUCUUUGAAACUGUAGUAUAUUUUAAAACUGUACGAAGUCUGUUUGUUGUUGUUUGUUUGUUUUAAUUUGCUGCCUUUCAGGUACAUGUUUCCCUUAAAAAAAAAAAAAGAAAAGAAAAAGAAAAAAAAAAGAAAAAAGCAAAGCAAGCCGUUCAAAGCACUUAAUUUAACUUGAAGAAUGUUGUGAACUUCUUUUGAAGUUAAAAGGACUACUUAAUUCAAGUUCAGCAUGGAUGUAACUGAGCAUUAAUCUUGGGUACUCAAACUGAUCUUCCAGUAUUUGGGUUUGCUAUGUGCACUGAUGGGUUGCUUUGCUUUUAACAGAGUAUGUGUACAUAAUGUUACAGGAUCGGCCUCCUGUACUUCAUUUUUAGACAUAAAUAAUGAUGUGGAGAUCUUUUCAAAUAGAUGCCUAAAAUCACGAAAACGCAUCAUGAAUGUCUUACAUUUGAGUUGUUUUAAGCAGGGUUACUAUAUAUGCUUAUAGUUAGAGGUUUUCAUUGUACUGAAAAGCAAUAAAUUUUGUUACUCUUAGAACUAGGGUAUUGAUGCAUAUUUAAAUAUACUUUAUUUUUAAAUAGCAUGAAUAUUUCACAGUGAUUUUUUUGUUAUUUGUCAGCAUUUGCUGUUUGUACUGCUAAAAUGCUAGAAUUUCAGUUUGGGGAUGAAGUCAUCAUGUUGAAGUCAUGUUAAAUACUUCAAAACUCUUUUUACAUCUGUACUCCAUGGUUAUAUGAGAAGGAGACGUGAGCCAAAAAAAAAGCUAAGAAAAUCCUGUCAAAAGGAUAUCUGCCUUUUUUGAGGUUUUUAUCUCUCACUUUUUCCAAAGGCAGAAUAAAUAGAAGGUUUGGAAAGUUAGAUAUUCAGUGGAAAAGUUGUUUAAGGAACAUGACAGGAGUCAUGUUCCUGGCAUAGACAUAUGUAUUCUUGGAGGUUUAGAGUAGUCAGGCUUACCCCCAAAGUCAACUUUACUGAAAUACAUUGUUGUCAGGAGGCACCUUAAUCAUUUUAGGAGAGCACUAUGCACGCAUUACAGAGCUUUUGUGUUUACCACCGAACUCUGUUUUAUUUCAGUAGUUAACCCUUGAGUUAGAUUCAGCGUAUCCUCUGUUCUCCCUGUUCUGUCAGCCAGGAGGUUUUGGUAGGUGGCACAGGGCGUCAGAACAUUCACGUUCAGUUUCCUGCGGGGAAUGAACUCCUCAGAAUUUAGAGAGCACAUAAGCUGCUAUCUAUGUCCUGUGAAUUCGGUUAGAUACUGGCACAGGCUGCCCAGAGAAGCUGUGGGUGCCCCAUCCUGGAGGUGUUCAAGGCCAGGUUGGAUGGGGCCCUGAGCAGCCUGAUCUGGAGGGUGGCAGCCCUGCCCAUGGCAGGGAGUUGGAACUGGGUGGGCUUUAAAGUCCCUUCCAAACCAUUCUGUCAUUUAUGUCCUAGGUUUUGGAAAUUUCAAUUUACCUGUGAGUAGAGUUGUUGGCGUUGAUUUGUAAAAGCAAAGUCUGUAUCUUUAUCUCAAAUGGUAACACUUUGAGGAAGAAGGUGCCCACCUAACAGUCCUUAGUUGUUAUUCGCUUCCAAAUCCAUGUCUAACCAGCUUGUACUAUAGGGAGAUGUACAAAGUCCUUGGUUUCCUCCUUUUGCUGAAACACAAAGGGGAGGGGGGAAGAUUAUCAGAAUGGCUUGCUCCAAAGUUGAACUAAAACUUUACUUUUGUGUCUGUCUGGAUCAAAUCAUACUCUGAAGAUUUGUGGUUUUUAUUUAUUAUUUUCUAAACAAGUUCAUUCUUGCAUAACCCUGUAUUUGCUGGAACAGACGUUUGUAUGAAAUGCAAAGAUUUAUUGGAUGCUGUGAGCUCUCUAUUCCUCACUAUUCAUCAAACACAACAGAGAACUUGAGGUUGGAACCUCAGGUUGUUAAAAAAGUUAAAGCCAUUUCAGCAUAGCUGCCUCUUACACAUCUCCCUCAAAUUCAAUUUGUCUGACACCUUUUUGUGGAUGACACAGUCCAUUAGUUUACCUGUUACCUUUCUCUGUAUAAUUGGGUUUAAAACCCAGAUUAUAUGGUCUUCUGAGGGUUCCCUGAGCAGAAGAUUGUGUCCUAAAUGCAUCUUGUUUUGCUUUUUACACUGAGCAGAUGGCCCAUAAGCCCUGAGUGUACUCAGGGUGGAUCUGAAACAGCCCUGAGCUAUAGAAAAAUCAACUUUGCAUUUUAAGUGGGGAAGGCUCUACUUUACCAGAAGAUGGAGCUCUCUGCAGUCAGGUUCUUGAUUAGUAUCUGGGUUUGGUUUUUUUCCUCAGUGUUUGAAAAGAUAUCUUUACUGCGGUGUUCGCGCUUACAGGAGAGUCUCUUUGAGCUGUAAUGUUUUGCAUUUUCUCCCAAAUGCCUAAGAAUUUAUAGAAAAAGCUUAAUAAGUUAAAGCAUUGUUAAUUACUGAAAGCCAAAACACAAUACAGCUGCGAUCUAGGGGUUAGAUUUUUAAUUUAGGGGAGAAGUGUGCGUACUGUUUAGUUUGGGAGUAUUCCUAAUGGAGAAAAUUACAUGAUUUUUCUGUAAAUUUUGUUAAACAAUUAUGUACGGUUUGUUUUUCAUGCAGGUAUGGAACUUGUUAAUCGUCUGCUUUUUGGUAGAGGAGGGUAUAAAUAAAACAAAUUUGUUUUCAGCCACAGUCACGUGAAACAGAUUUUCCUAGGAUCAAACCUAUGUAAAACAGAUGGAGGAAGAGUUAUUCCGAUACAAUCUCUUUCAUUGCUAUUGCAGAUGUUUACUGGCAAUACUAGCUCUGUACAUUA